AUGUUAGCAAAUUUAUUUCCCAAACUGGAACUUCUCGAACAAGCUGAUGAUCAUCAGAUGCUUAAUCAAUGGCCUCAUAAUAAUCACUUCUUCUUGUUCCAAAGUGAUUUUCUGGCCCAAAGUCGUCGUGUUCUUCCAUCCACCGCUUUUUCAGGCGACGGCGACGAAAGCGCAGCCGCCGCCGCCCAUGAUGAUCAUCAUCAUCAUCACCAACAAAACCCUCCUGUAGUUCUUGAAGGGAUCGCCGCCGUUGUCGGGGAGCAUGUCCUCUUCGGAGGCGGCGCCGCAGUUAAAAAUAAGCACGUUGUUGGUGGUGGUGGUGGUGGUGGUGAUGAUGUCGUCGGGGUGAAGAAAAGCUACCGGGGGGUGAGGAAGAGGCCGUGGGGGAGGUGGUCGGCGGAGAUACGCGACCGCAUAGGACGGUGCCGCCACUGGCUAGGCACAUUCGACACGGCGGAGGAGGCGGCGCGUGCCUAUGACGCGGCGGCGAGGCGGCUGAGGGGGUCCAAGGCGAGGACCAACUUUCAUAUUCCGUCUGUUUUGCCGGCGGUGGUGCCGUCGUCUUCAAGCUCGUCUAAUAAUAAUAAUAAUAAUAAUAAUAAUAAUUCAUCAAAGAAGAAGAGGGGUAAUAAUGGAAAAGGGAAAAUGGUGAACGUUAGCAAGAAGUGUUCGGUUGUAACUUCUGCUGCGCAUCUAUUUGGCCCAAUUCCCGACAGCGAAAGUGAAAGGCCGCCGCCGCCGCCGGGUGUUAGUUUGGAGCUUCGUCUGAAUCUUGGUCGGAGUUUUACCGACAGAAUUGCAAAACCCUAA
Erythranthe guttata (spotted monkey flower) is the source of this 810-nucleotide messenger RNA. RefSeq lists its product as uncharacterized. The record is from RefSeq and is a predicted model, not a curated record. Gene Ontology annotation, molecular function: DNA-binding transcription factor activity; DNA binding. NCBI's taxonomy places the organism in Eukaryota, Viridiplantae, Streptophyta, Magnoliopsida, Lamiales, Phrymaceae. Gene Ontology annotation, biological process: regulation of DNA-templated transcription.